UCUCUCAUUUCACUUUGCGUUACCGGCAAACCAUUGUUAAACUGGCUACGUAAUACGCGUCUAUUACUGGGCCGGAUUUCUUUAUUACGGUAGAUGCUACUGUAAGGACUUGGCACGAAACAGGACAACCCCAAAAUGCAGCAGCAGUCAGUAAUGGAAGAGGGAACGGCCUACGAGCCACCUACUUACGAUGAGACAUUCCCUGUUCUCCCCGAAUCAGCUAGCUCCAGCUCUGGACAAUUAAACAUAUUUUCUAUAAAUAACAAUUUACAUCUUGGUUGCAUAAAUGUUACCCAGAUGUUCCGCGUGCCAGGAGAAGAGCGCAAGUUUGAUCACAGUGAUAAGUUUGGGGAACGUGAAUCUAUUCGAACAUGUAAAACUAUUAUGAAGGAGACAAAUACCAUCAUUGAGAUUGCAUCUUCCAAGGAUCAGUCGCUGACAUUUCUUAUAACUGGAAAGCAAAAUCAAGUUCUGGAAGCUAAACGACGUAUUCUAACAACAUUUCAAACCCAGGCAAGUAAGCAGAUCAGUAUUCCUAAGGAUCAUCAUCGUUGGAUUCUUGGAAAGCAAGGACAGAGGCUGAAAGAUUUGGAGCAGAAAACUGCUACAAAGAUCAACGUCCCUGGUAUGCAAGAUCAAUCUGACAUAAUAACGAUUACAGGAACAAAAGAAGGCAUUGAAAAAGCUGAACAUGAAAUUAGAGUUAUCUCUGAUGAGCAGUCCAGAAAAGCUUUCGAAAGAAUCACUGUGCCAAAAAUAUAUCACCCAUUUAUAUAUGGUGCGCAUAAUGAAAAUCUCAGUGCCAUGAUGUCAGAAACUGGCGCUCGCAUCAAUAUCCCUCCUGCUUCGGUGCAGCAAGAUGAAAUUACCAUAGCUGGUGAGAAGGAAGGAGUCUUAGCUGCAAAACAGAAGAUUGAGGCCAUUUACAAAGAUAUGGAAAAGAGAUGCACCACGGUAUCUGUAGAGGUUCCCAAGUCUCAGCACAAGUAUGUAAUUGGACCUCGUGGCAGUACCAUAGCAGAGAUACUGCAAACAACUGGGGUGAGUGUAGAAAUGCCUGCACCUGACUCAGCAACUGGUACUAUAACUCUUAGAGGACCUCAAGAAAAGCUUGGUCAGGCUCUCAACAAGGUAUAUGAGAAGGCAAACAGUGUUCGUACUGCUGUAGUAGAAGCUCCAGUUUGGAUACAUAAAUACAUUAUUGGACGCAAGGGUGUAAACAUCAAGAGAAUCACUCAGGAAAUGCCAAAAGUAAAUGUAGAGUUUACGGGCAAGGAGGACAAGAUUAAGAUAGAAGGCCCACCUGAGGAAGUAGAGAAAGCACAAAAUGAACUGCAACUUAUGGCUACUGAUCUUAUAGCCAAGCUUACUUUCACAGAAUUAAAUGUCGAUCCGAGAUUUUACAAGCAUAUCAUUGGUAAAAAUGGUUGCAAUGUCAACCGUGUUAAGGAAGGAACAGGCGUUGUGAUUAAUAUCUCCGAAAAUGAUGGCAGCAAUGUUAUCCGUAUUGAAGGCAAUCUUGCUGGUGUAUUAAAAGCCCAAACAGAACUCGUGGAAAUGGUGAAGAAACUCGAGAAUGAGAAAGAAAAGGACGUGAUUAUAGAUCACAGAUAUUACCGUAAUAUAAUUGGUAACAAAGGAGAUAAUAUUAAAGAGAUUAGAGAUAAAUUUAAUCAAGUACAAAUUACCAUACCUGGACCUGGGGAAAAAGGAGAUAUCGUAAAAAUCAGAGGACCCAAAGAAGACGUCGACAAGUGCCAUAAGCAUCUGAUGAAGCUGGUGAAAGAGCUGAAUGAAAGCAAUCAUGUGCUGGAAGUACCUAUUUUUAAACAGUUUCACAAGUUUGUCAUUGGAAAGGGUGGUGUCAACAUCCGCAAGAUAAGGGAAGAAACUCAAACAAAAAUCGAUUUGCCCGCUGAGGGUGAGAAGAGCGAUGUUAUAACUAUCACUGGUAAAAAGGAAAAUGUGGAGAAAGCUAAAGAAAUGAUACAAAAGAUUCAGAAUGAAUUGGCCAACAUUAUUACCGAUGAGAUCACCAUUCCACCAAAGUUUUACAAUUCACUUAUCGGUACUGGAGGUAAACUAAUACAUUCUAUCAUGGAAGAUUGCGGAGGCGUCACUAUCAAAUUCCCUACAGCGGAAAGUAAAAGCGACAAGGUUAGCAUCAGAGGCCCGAAAGACGACGUGGAGAAGGCAAAAGUGCAACUUAUGGAGCUGACCAAUGAAAAACAUCUGUCCAGUUUCUCAGCUGAAGUCCGUGCCAAAGUCCAACAUCACAAAUUCCUCAUUGGGAAGAAUGGUGCCAAUAUCAAGAAGAUAAGGGAAUCCACGGGCGCUCGAAUUAUCUUCCCGACGGAGGAAGAUCAGGACAAGGAAGUCAUUACAAUCAUGGGCAAGAAGGAGGCUGUGGAGAAAGCUAAAGCCGAGUUAGAAGCUACGAUCAAGGAGAUUGACAACAUUACCGAGGGUGAAAUCCGCAUCGAUCCCAAGCAUCAUAGACAUUUCGUAGCGCGAAGAGGUGGCGUACUGCAUCGAAUCGCCGAUGAGUGUGGUGGCGUGCAGAUUUCAUUCCCGCGGGCUGGCGUCGAUAGCGAUCGUGUUAUUCUUAAAGGCUCGCACGAGUGCAUCGAAGCUGCGAAACAACGAAUGCGAGAAAUUGUCCAGGAAUUGGAAUCAAUGGUGACUGUGGAGUGCAUCAUACCUCAGAAACACCAUCGCACAGUGAUGGGUGCUAAGGGCCGUAAGGUGCAAAGCAUCACAUCCGAAUAUGACGUGCAAGUCAAAUUCCCCGAUCGCGAAGUUUACGACGAGCAAAAAGCACCGGAACAGAUUAACGGCGAGAACAGAGGAGAAGCUGGAGAUACCGUCCCAGCUUGCGAUAUUAUUCGCAUCACUGGACAACCAGAGAACGUUGCUGCUGCCAAGCAAGCUUUACUUGACCUCGUGCCUGUUACGAUUCAAGUAGACGUGCCGUUUGAUUUCCACCGCUCGAUUAUCGGCCAGAAAGGUAAAGAUGUGCGAGAGCUGAUGAACACGUACGACGUACACAUUAUGCUCUCUCCGGCGGAAGAAAAACUGGAUUACAUCAAAAUCUCUGGAACACCGUCGUGUGUCCAAAGUGCGAAGGAAGCCAUUCUUGAGAAAUGCGAGGCUUUGAAGGCCGAACGUCAAGACCGAGCGUUAAAGUCGUUUGAACUAAAGCUCGAAGUUGAUCCAGAGUAUCACCCGAAAAUAAUCGGCCGGAAGGGAGCCGUAAUCAGCAAGAUACGAAGCGAUCACGACGUCCAAAUUAAUUUCCCGCGCAAGGGUGACCCUGAGGAACAUAUUAUCACGAUCACAGGAUACGAGAAGAAUGCGUACAGCGCGCGGGACGAUAUCAUGAAAAUUGUUAACGAAUUGAAUGGUUUGACGAAGGAAGAAGUGCAGAUAAACGCUGCCGUGCACUCGCGAUUGAUCGGCGCGAAAGGCAGGAACAUCCGCAAGAUAAUGGACGAAUUUAAAGUCGACAUAAAGUUCCCAAGGAAAACCGACGCCGAUCCUAAUGUCGUGACGAUCGUGGGAGCGGAGGAGAACGUGGCCGACGCCAAGGAUCGUCUGCUGAAUCUGGAGGAGGAGUAUAUGCAAGACGUGGUAGAGAACGAGUACCGCGAAAGUCUGCGCUCGCCUCAGCGCGAUGACGGGAUAGUCGGCGGCAAUGAGAACGACGCCGGCUUCAUCGUCAAGGGAGGACCGUGGGAGCAGCAACAGCAGCCUCAAAGCGCACCGAACACAGCCAGCGUGGAGGAGUUCCCUCAGUUUGCCGGCUAUUCUCACGUACCUGUUGCCACUCCGGACGGUCCGUGGGGAGUUAAGCGUUAAAAUGUAGAUCUAAAUCCGUUAGAAAAAGUCGAUGGAACGAAUCGAUGGUUAAACUAACGAUUAUAAGAUAACUUUCCUCUGACAAAAAACGAUAUAUAAAAAAACACCACACAUACGUCGUAUACGCAUGUACACACUCGAUGCACACACACACACACACAUACAUACACACACACGCGCGUAUAAAACACAUUAAACAAACCCAUACACAUAACUCAUACACGCAUACGCACUUGUGUUGGGUGGUUCCCUGUUCCAUUACUGACGUUGCUGCAUACGACCUGGCCACUCUAUUGGACUCUGACACUGGUUUACUACACAACGUUUGACGAUGAUGUUUAUAUUUACAAUUCAUAAUACUGAUGUCCUAUGUAUCUGUAACUGCAACGCAUGUUCUCUAAGUUCAUCGCCAUGUCUCUGAGUCCAAUCGGUCGCGCGUGUCAUUUCGUGCACUCUCUCGGCUCAAUCUCGUGGCUUUUGUCUCUGUUGAUAUGCCUUCCAGGUACAGAUAUGUUGUACUUAAGACUGUGGCUUCGUGGGAAAUAAUCGGGACGCUUCUGCAGAGAAAGGACCAAACUCGCAAAAAUGAGAGAGAAAAGUCAAAUAAAGUCAACCGCAUGUUUGUCGUAAAAUACAAAUUGACUGUAUUCCCUGUAUUCUCAAUUUGUCUUCUACAAUGGAUUCGUACGUGUUGGUUUCUUUCCUGCAGAAUCCAACCAAUUUAUUCGUGUAUUAUAUAUAUUUUCACAGAUAUAAUCUCUGUCCCGCGUAUAGACUGCAAACGGUCAUACG
Molecule: messenger RNA, 4650 nt
Organism: Dinoponera quadriceps
Lineage: Eukaryota; Metazoa; Arthropoda; Insecta; Hymenoptera; Formicidae
Gene: Dp1
Product: vigilin
Exons: 23
Coding region: 136-3858 (1240 amino acids)
Cellular component (GO): cytoplasm; nucleus
Molecular function (GO): mRNA binding
Source: RefSeq, a predicted model, not a curated record